AUGAAAUUGCCCAGCAGUAUUGAAUUGCAACUCAAAGGAACAAGUCGUCGAAACAUGCAGACACAGAAUCAGAAUCAUCAGGCGGAAACUGUUCAUCCAUUCAAAACGCAAUCCAACAAUCAAUCAAUGGAUGGGGAUGAUUGCUUCCGCAAGGGAACCUACAUCGAGCUAUCAACAGGUGUGAUGCGCCGUGUCGAGGACAUUCGCACCGAGGACUUCAUUCAGUCGGCGAUGCGCAGUCAACACUUCGAUCUGCGCGAGGCGACGGUGGUUAAGAUCGACAGAUCAUCGCCACAUAUAAUCAACAUUACCUUCAGCUAUGAUACACAGCACUUAAAGGUUAAUAUGGAAGUGCUGCCGUCUCAUCCGCUGUUUGUUUAUGGUCAAGGAUGGGCCUCCUGCAAUCCGCAGUUGUCGUUUGAGCUUUACGAGUUAAAGUGCCAGCAACUGCAAGUUGGAGACAUUUGUCUGUCGCUGGUGCCGCACGAGCAACCGCCUCCUGCUCCGGAAUACCACACGGCACCGCUGAGCAGGAACUAUGCAUUUGAGGCAAGUUGCCAAGCUGCUGCGCUGCAGCCGAGGCAUCCAUAUCAAGUGUAUGCCGAAAUGGCGAACAUUGUGGCAGCCUAUACUCAGCACUUGAUUGGCAAAAUGAGAAACUGACAAACUGAAGAAAUGUAGCAUUUUAUAUGUAUUAAAAAUAAAUAUGU
Molecule: messenger RNA, 710 nt
Organism: Drosophila innubila
Lineage: Eukaryota; Metazoa; Arthropoda; Insecta; Diptera; Drosophilidae
Gene: Atx-1
Product: ataxin-1-like
Exons: 3
Coding region: 1-663 (220 amino acids)
Biological process (GO): regulation of DNA-templated transcription
Molecular function (GO): protein binding; RNA binding
Source: RefSeq, a predicted model, not a curated record